CAUGAAUCAACCGGACUCGAUGUAGAGUAGCCCGACUGUAUUUGAAAGGUUACGAAUAGCCUAUUAUUCUUUAUUUUUUCACGAAUGUGGGUAGGCUACAUGGUUUCUGUUUCACGCGUUUGCGAAUCUCAAUUAAGAUCUAAAUGGAUUUAAAAACUAAAGGAACAAUCGCACAAAGCACAAGACACAAGGACAACAAGUAAAAUCAACAUCUAUAGCCGAUGUUAUGUAAGGGACUGCAGGCUAUCUGACAUUUCCUCACCGAACCUCACAGCCUGACCAACCUGUCCAGUCCCGAAGGAAACCGCAACACUUAUCCAAGGUAACAAGAAUCACUGUGAACCUUCACCCUCUCUCUGUGACCACUAGGGAUGGUGGACGCACAGAUCCUCACCUGGCCCAUGAGUUUCGGACGUGGUCCUGUGGAGUAGGACGAACACACUGACAGCUGUCACAUGUUUGACAUGAAAGCCCUGUCCACCUUCCACUACUCAAGCCCUCCCAGUGACAAGAGCAGCGUCAGUCCUGACCACUCACAAGAGUGCCCCCCCACAGAACAACCCCAUGAGUCUCCUGGAGAGAGAACCUUUCACAAUGCUUAGCGAGGACUCCAUAAAGGUUGAACCCAGGUCACCGUCAGAGCUCUCAGAACCAAACUAUUCAUAUUUUAAGCUGCACACUGACGUCACGUCUGCCCUGGUGAACCUUGAGUGUAGAGUAUGUGGAGACAGGGCUUCAGGCUACCACUAUGGGGUUCAUGCUUGUGAGGGCUGCAAGGGUUUCUUCAGAAGAACGGUUCGACUGAAUUUGAAAUAUGACCAUUGUGGCCUGCAGUGUCGCAUUAAAAAGAAAAGCCGAAACAAGUGUCAGUAUUGCCGUUUUCAGAAGUGUCUUUUAGUAGGCAUGUCCCACAAUGCCAUUCGCUUUGGUCGAAUGCCCCAGACUGAGAGAGAGAAGCUUUUGGGUGAAAUUGCCAAGGAAAUGGAGCAGCUAGACAUGGAGGCUGCUGAGAUGAGAUCACUUGCCAAACAGCUGUAUGAUUCCUAUAUCAAAAACUUCCCUGUACCCAAGAGCAAAGCCAAGGCUAUUCUCUCAGGAAAGACCAGCAACCAUGCGCCUUUUGUCAUCCACGAUAUGAAGUCCCUCAUGGCCUGGCAGCAGUUCCUAAACUGCAGACAGCUGCCCCAGCAGAAGCCUGAGGUCAACAUGAUUCUGGAGCCUGCCGCUGAUGAGCUGACAUUCUUCCGCCGGGUACAAAUCCGCUCCGCCGAGAGCAUCCGUGAGAUCACCGACUUCGCCAAAAGCAUCCCGGGCUUCGUGAACCUGGACCUGAACGACCAGAUCACACUGCUGAAGUACGGUGCCAUGGAGGUGCUGAUCCUCCUGUGGGUGCCGCUCAUGAACAAGGACGGCACGCUAUUUUCUUACGGACAAAUCUUCAUAACGCGUGAGUUCCUGCGCAGCCUGCGCGAGCCAUUCUGUGGGAUCCUGGAGCCCAAGUUCGACUUUGCCAUCAGGUUCAACAUGCUGGACCUGGAUGACAGUGACCUUGCUCUCUUCAUCGCAGUCAUCAUCCUCUGUGGAGACCGGCCGGGCCUGGUGAACGUGAAGUCUGUGGAGGAUCUGCAGGAGAUGGUUCUGCAGGUGCUAGAGUUCCACCUGAAGACGGUGCAUCCUGACCAACCGCAGCUCUUCGCCAAGCUCCUACAGAAGAUGACAGACCUGCAGCCGCUGGUGGCCGACCACGUCCGCCAGAUCAACCUGCUCAAGAAGACAGAGCUGGACAUGUGUCUGCACCCCCUGCUAGGGGAGAUCAUGAGGGAUCUUUACUAGUGCAGACAACUGAUGCAGACUACAUCUACUCCCAAUCUCUAAAUUAUAUUUGUCAUAAAUCUUUAUUUAUCUCUAAAUACACUACAAUAAUCUAAUAUCUAAAUGUUUGGAAAAUGUUUUAACUUAUAAUAAAGGCUUUGGUGAUGCUUGAGGAACAAAAAUACCGUUGGGAAAAUGAUUGUAAUUCUUCACUUAAGAGUUUCAUAUUGUCGACCACUGUAUUUGUAAUGGACUUGAAGGCCACUAGAGGGCACACUAUUCUUUGUGACAUAAAGGUUGAAUGUGCACUUUGCCUUGUAUAAGUAUAGUAUAUACUGUACCUCUGUAAAUGUCAUGCCUCUGGUCUACAUAGCAAAAUUCUUAAUGCAUUUCACAUGGACCGAUGACCAUGUUCUCACUUACCACAGAAACUGCACUGAAACUGUAACGGAAACAAGCAUGAUUGCUUCAUGUAAUGAGCCACUAAUCCAGCAUAAAUAUUAUAAUCAUUCAGAGACAUCUCUUCAGUACACUGGAGGAAGUACUUUAAGCCUGAGCUUUUUGCAGUAGUAGCUGUUUGACAGGCCUGAUUCUAGCAGAGGAACAAUAUUCUGCCUCACCAUUGGUUUCGUAAUGACAUGGCGUGUGUCAUUUUUGGUU
Messenger RNA from Alosa alosa (allis shad), 2472 nucleotides. Its product is annotated as peroxisome proliferator-activated receptor gamma-like. NCBI's taxonomy places the organism in Eukaryota, Metazoa, Chordata, Actinopteri, Clupeiformes, Clupeidae. The record is from RefSeq and is a predicted model, not a curated record. Gene Ontology annotation, molecular function: zinc ion binding; RNA polymerase II cis-regulatory region sequence-specific DNA binding; nuclear receptor activity. Gene Ontology annotation, biological process: hormone-mediated signaling pathway; cell differentiation; negative regulation of inflammatory response. The transcript has 7 exons. The coding region runs from base 565 to 1833 and encodes 422 amino acids. Gene Ontology annotation, cellular component: nucleus.